CUUAUUAUACAAAGGGGUCCAUUUCAUUUCUUUCUGUAUUUAUAUCGGCUGCGGCUGCUUCACAGGUUAUGAACUUCUCUCCCAUGGAAACCACACCACGCAUAUCACAGUGACCCGGGCGUAUGCGUAAAAAUGUAUCUGUAUUAUAUGACGUCUAAUGAACUUGACGGUGGAUAUCUCAGGUCGGCUGUCUGUGUGGUUGAGUGGUGAUCUUCUGACGGUCUUGAUGUGUUGCUCACUAAACCAACACAUUUUAAGACAUUAAAUGAACAUGUUCCUCUUUCUCCUCUGAAUAUGCUCCAUUUGGUAAAAUAGAAACACACUUUAGGCCCAACAUGCUGGCUCACAAAUGCUGGUGCAUAAGUGACCAAAUCGUCAAACUUUAAGGAUCAAAAUAGGGAGCUAAUCGGCAAUGUUUCCCAAAGUGGAAGAAUAUGGGAUUUUGAGUAUUCUCACCUAAAUGAAGCAAGACUUGAAUUAUCUAGUUACACUAGAACAAUGAGAGAGUGAAUUAGAAAAUGCUGUUUUCCUUGGUCUCUCUGUUCUGCUGUUUUCUCCCCUCCUACAUUAAAGACAGUUAUGUAAUUCUGAAAGAUGUAUAAAAACAGCAAUUCUUCUCAAAUACUGUCAGAGUUCUGUGGUCUGAUGUACUAUCCUGUUCUGGGUCCUGUUCUAUAAGAUUUGGGAACAGUAUAAUGUCAGAAGCAGUGAAAUGUCAGUAGCUACAAUGCUUCACAAGGCUCCAGUGACAGAAAGCGGCUUCCUGUCUCUAUGGCAGCACAGUGACCGCUACCUUACACCUCCUCAACAACAGGCACCCAUCAGUAAAAUAUCUGCUCGGUGUACAGCACUGCUCAUUUGCAUUUCCCCUAACCCCAAGCUCAGCGGUCCAUUUCCCCCAACCAAGCCUGUCGUUCAUUAACGGCUGUCUCCUGCAGUUCAUUGUGAUUAAUUGCACAGCAGGAGGUUAACAAUAUGGCACAGGCAUGGUACCAUUUCAAGGCAUCAGCCACAAAACUCCUGCAUUAACUAUUUACAAUACACUGGAGGCUUCCCAGGCCCCCACUCUGCCCUCCUACAGUGUGGGCAGCACAUCAUUCAGCAGUCUCCCACUCAGCUUCAGCUCUCCACUGGGCUCUGCCAUACUGGUGACUAAGUUACUGUUAUGCAAGCGACUCAAUGACUCAAAUAAUUCGCAGUGAAAUACAUUGUGUGAUUCAAAGCACUAUAUUGCAUACAGUGUGUGUAUUGAAGUCUGAAUAUGUGCAGAUGAGAUGAAAGCGCACAUAUCUGUUGUCUAGCUGCCUGUCUCGCAGUAAUGGCACAGACAGAUUUCGGACAGACUUCCGUUCACGUGUCUCUAAUGGUGAUGGCAAAGAGAAGAACAUUAGUGUUGAGUGAGAACUGGAGAUGCCUGUCAAAAGUCUCUGGUGCACUCUCACUUCCUUGGGCUAAUACAAUUAAUGAACAGAUGGACUCAGUUUAUCUCCCUGCUCCCUGUCUUUGUCUUGGCUUGUGUGCGUGUGUGGGUUUGUGUGUUCACGGGCACAUCUUAGGUCAUCGAAGCCACUCCCACUAGAUGGAACAACACAGAGCUCUCAUUACUGCCCGCUCACUACAUUAAAUAAGAUCUACUUGCAUUCAUGCUCUACCCUGUUGAAUUAAUGAACUCUGGAAGCAAAGAAAACUUCAGGAGAGAGGCUGGGUGGAGGUGGCAAGGGAAAGUGAGAAAUCCUGAGAAGGACCGUUUGAAUAUGCUUCUGUUUCACUGUCAGUGUUUACAGAAAGAGUGCCAGCUGUAUGGUUAAAGGGGGACACACUGAAGUAGAAAAGAAAAUGCCUUUUGUGGUAUGAAAUGAUGUGCACAUGCUUGUGUAAGCUGUUUGGUUACACACUGUGACUCAAAGACUGAGUGUUCACAUCUGUGCAUUAAACCCCUGAAGCACAAGAGGCGCUAAAGGACACACCUGUUGCAACUCCUGGAACUGCAGGUGUGUGUGUGUGUGUGUGUGUGUGUGUGUGUGUGUGUUCGUUUUAUUGUGAAAUGCCCUGUAGGCAUUGGUACAGUGUUGUUCACCGACUAAUACCUAUAUUUUAAUGUAAAAAACAAACGGUGGUAUCUAGCCAUGCAGGAAGCUUUUGUUGCAUAUUUACAUCCACAACACCAUUUUUUAUUUAUAUCGUGGUCCACAAAAUCCACUAACAUCACUCAACAGUUUUCAUGGGACUUCUUUUUUUCCCAAGAAAAAAAAUGUCUGCCAAAUUCUCAUCAUCAUCAUCCUCAUCAUCCUACAGAUGUCAGCAAGAGCACACUACUUACUCAUAGGCACUAAUAUGCUUUUUCCUUAAAAAACUCUUAUUGGGUUUCUGAAAGUUCGGAUUUGAGCAACCAUAGUUCACAUAAUUGUUUAUACCAUGCUGUGUAGCAGUUCAGAGCUUUCCACUCCCUUCAUCUUCUUCUCAGAGCUCCAUCCUCUUCUAUACAUCACCUCCUCUACGUUCUUCUCAUCCCUCCUGCCGGCCGCCUCUCUCUGUUUUAACAUUCAUGUUCUAUCACCUGCCCUUGUGUCACACCGUACACUGCAUUCUAAAACACCUCCUCCUCUUUCUCCUCUGUGUUUUUUCUUCCUCCUCCACACUUUCUCCUGUAGUCCUACCACUCAUUCGCCCACUGAAAUUACCCCCUGGCUUACCCGCUUAGUUUUCCUCUCUAUUCUCCUGUCUCCUCAUCCUGUGAUUCCUCUGAUCAUGUCCCCCCCCCCCCCUCCUAUAUUGGGGUGUGCAGCUUUUGUUUUCACAUCCACACUCGUGUAUGCACUUCUGUCAUGCACUGAUGGGAGAUAGACAGCCUUCUAAGGCUUUCAUACUUUUGUUGUGUCCCUGUUGCUACCUCUGUGUAGCUGCCAUGCAGCCUACAUGCUACUGCCGGAGUUCGACGCUGGAGUGCAAGAGGAUCAACGCGUUCUGAAUUGACCUCUAUGCAAUCCCCUAACCGAUAACUCUGGCUAUUGGCUCACACCAGAGUCACUGUAUAGUGGGAAGCAUGUGUGAGGAGAGUGAUGCCUUUCAUGUUAUGGCGAUGGCCGUUUUUGAGGAAGGAAAAUCAGCAUAAGAAUUAUUGUUGGAUAUAUUUUUUAAGAAAGCAGAAUUUACUGUGAAAUCACAUUCCAUUAUUUAUUGUGGUGUCUUUUAAAAGUACAAUUGUAGGAGUUAGUAUUUUUUACAACUGGUGGGUGUCGUUUGGUACAAACACCAUCGAGCAACAAGAAGUUUGCCACAGCUCCAUGGAAUUAUGCAAUGAAAAACGAUGACAGUUGCCAAGCGGCUAUUGCACGGAUCAUACGGACAGGCCGUGCUGGUGUGAGUUGAAAUGACUCACAGUUCCACCACUUACACUGCUGUCGAUGAUUAUGAUAAUUCGUGCACAGCACUCCACGAGCAGCUUUGUAAAGCGGCAUUAAUCAUCCCAGAUUCACUCUGACUUCCUAUACUCUCCACAUUCCCCAUCAUUCUCUUUCUCUUCCUGUCUAACUUCCCUCUCUCUCUCUCCCCCUGUCUCCAUGUUUUUCUUUCUUUCCCAGUCUUGGCUAAUCACACACAGGAGGGGUGCUGCUGCUGAAUUUUAAUAUUCAUUUAUACAGCAAGCCUUUGAUGUCCCCCAUCACCCCCUCAGUGCAGUGUAAGCACUUCUCUAUCUCCUGCUCUGCCAGCACUGCCAGCCCAGAAUAUCUCCCUCUGCACCCUGCACUUUGAGUGUGUGUGUGUGUGUACUGACUGUAGAUAUUACCCAAGAAGCCCCAACAAUGCUAGAAUAUAUGAGGGCAUGGUGAGAGCUAAGUGAGGAGUGAGGGAUAAAUAGACAAAGGGUGAAGGUGGAGCAUGAGUGACAGACGAAUGAAUGGUUAAAAAACAAAGAUGACUAUAUAUAAUAUCAUAAAAUAUUAUAAUCUCCAACAUUAAUAGUGAUGAAUCCUAACUCUGGGUUGAGUGUCAUAUAGGGGUCAAUAAGGAAUUAAGUCAUCUUAAACUGAGCCCAUCAUGGAGUUUUGAUCAUCUACUGAUCUGAGCUACAGACACACAAAUCCACAUUUACACGUAAAUACUGAUUUAUGAUUCUGUGCCAUAUUGUGUGCAUGUUUGUAUAUCCACAUGCAUUAUGUUUGUCUGUGUGGAAACUGCAGCUCUGUGGGGUGGGUCUUUGGUAGUUAACUGUAGCCUACUGUCUAUAUUUAGCCUUAAACCCUCUCCUUUCCCUUCUGUGCUCCCCUGUGUGACCCUCGCUCUGUGCUGCAGGCAUUGCCAUAUCGGAGCAUGGAGAGACGGCGCUGGCUUACAAAGAUUGAAAGACAGAGAGAGUUUCUGUUGAAAAGCUGCAUGCGUGUAGUGUAUUGAUUUACAAGCGGCGGUGAUGUCAGAGAGGAACUUUAGACUUAACGUGUAUGCGGGAACUCUGCUGUAGUUUGACGGCUCAGUUGGCUUGUUAUCCAUGUAUACAGUACAAGACAAUGAGUACAUGUAGUCGUCCUUUGACAGCCUCUCUUUCGUGUAACUAUGGAGGAUGGUGAGUUGGUAAUUCGGUUGCCAGGGCGAUCUGACUCCCCCGUGGACAAUAGGAGUUGCAGUGCUGGCGCUGGGUUUGGUGAGACGUUGGUGUUGCGGCACAAGGAGGUUCACCACUUCUUCUUCGUCCCCUUCAGGGAGCAGCCCAUCUACAGCACGAGGGCCCACGUCUUCCAGAUUGACCCCAACACCAAGAAGAACUGGCUGCCCACCAGCAAGCAUGCCGUCACUGUCUCCUACUUCUACGACAGUACGCGCAAUGUCUACCGCAUCAUCAGCCUGGAUGGCACAAAGGCAAUAAUCAACAGCACCAUCAGUCCCAACAUGACGUUCACAAAGACCUCACAGAAGUUUGGCCAGUGGGCGGACAGUCGAGCGAACACUGUCUACGGCCUGGGAUUCUCCACUGAGCAUCAUCUAGCCAAGUUUGCAGAGAAGUUUGCAGAGUAUAAAGAAGCAGCACGGCUCGCUAAAGAGAAGAGUCAAGAAAAGAUGGACAUGGCCACGUCCCCUUCUCAGGAGUCUCCGGGAGGUGAGCUCUCGUCACCACUGACCCCUGUGACUCCGCCCAUGGAAAACAUCAACGGCACGGAUGACAUCUGUGACACAACUCCCAACUCAGACACCCGUCCAGAGCCAUCUCAGAACGCACUGGCCUUUGCACACAGCCCUGCCAUGACAAAACACUGGGAGGCUGAGCUGGAGGCCCUAAAGGGGAACAAUGCCAAGCUAACUGCAGCUCUGCUGGAGUCCACAGCCAACGUCAAACAGUGGAAACAACAACUGGCCGCCUACCAGGAAGAGGCCGAGAGACUACACAAACGGGUGACGGAGCUCGAGUGUCAGAGCAACCAAUCACCAGCGAUCAAAUCCCAGAAGACUGAACUCAACCAAACCAUAGAGGAACUGGAGAAUGCACUAAGGGAUAGAGAAGAUGAAAUGGAAAAAUUAAAAGAGGAAUUGGAAAACAUGAACGACCUGAUGGAGCAGAAAGACACACUAACCCAGAAACUUGAGGAGACAGAGCUGCGCGGUCGGGUGCUGGAGGAGCAGCUGGCGGGGGCCGAGCAGCGGCUAGAGGAGAACCAGGAGGAGCAGGAGAAUUUCAGGAAGAGCCUGCGGACGCUGCUGGAGCUGCUGGACGGCAAGAUCUUUGAGCUGACGGAGCUCAGAGACACCUUGGCUCGGCUGAUAGAGGAGGCCAGCUAGAGACGGAGCUGCCUAAUCUUCACAGACAGAGCCAUAUGAUAAUUUACAUACUGACACCCGCAACUCACACACUUUGAUUUAACCCACCAUGCCCCACCUUCCUCCUACACUCCACGCACAUUAGAACUGAGACACUACACUGCCCCAAUUCUGAUUUAUUUCAAAAAGGGCAGCUAACUCCCCAACUUACCUUGGCGGCAUCGAGCUCCAACCAACCGCAGUCACAUCUGUAGUUCAAGACAACGCAGGGACUACCUCAUCUUGCCUUCUGAUUGGCUGGUGUAGGCGUAACCUUGGUUGAAUUGAUCUCUUCAGAGGUGGAGGUGCAUGUUGUGGCACACUGCAACUGCCCCCCAAACCACCCACACACUCUCAAAGAGUUAACUUGAGAUCUGUGCCUCAGUGCCAUCUGCUGUUUGACCGGGGGAGCUGCACCACAACUUGCAGCAUCACAGCAUCACAGCAUCACACACACACACACACACACACACACACACACACACACACACACACGCACACACACCCCUUUUCUUCCUCUCUAAACUGCCCCCCAAGGGGAAUGUUGAAAGUCAUGUGGAAAUAAUUGCUGUUAAGACUCAGAGAACUGCGCCAAAGCUGCCAAAUCCCCCCAAAAUAUUGUCCUCCAACUAGCAGAUGCUUUGAUCCAAAGUGACUUACUGUACAGAGAAGUGCUGAACAGAGAAACAGAGUCCCAUGUUUGAGCACGGGCUGCCAGCGGAGUGUCAACAGAAAAUGAAAAGCUGGCUCUCAAUGAAUCAGUCAGUCUUACCUGUAGGCCAGGGCGCACAGGGCUGCUGGGAAAUGAAGUUUGGUUUACUUAUCCAGAAUGACUGCUUAUAUCCACACCCUAUUUAAAAUCUGACAUGAUAGAUGACUAUUGAAUCUUGCAGAGGCAUUGUUCAUGCCACACAGAAAUUUUAAGGGGGCAUGUGCCCUGACUUGAGAAUUCCUGUAUCCAGACUGCUUCCACCGUCGCAGACACCUGACCUGUCUUCCUGCCAAACUCAGUGUGGCGUGUGUCCCCAAAUAAGGCCUGACCUUCGACAUAACGUGUGCCUUCAAAGCACAUAUGCGUUGACACAUGUUUGUAUAUAAUAUGUGUGUGUGAUUUGUGCUGUGAUAGAAAGACCCUGUUUUUGGACAUCAAGGCCCACACACACACACGCAUACACACACAAACACUGAGCAAUACCAGACAGGCUCUAUACAACACCUCUAUAUUACUCUAUCAGGUACUCUACUCAGUGGACUCAUGCAGAUAGGUCAGAUGCAACUCAGCUGAUCCCCCCCCCCCCCCCUGUCCGACAGAAAGUGAACUACUGUUGACCGCGAACCUGUGUGGCAGCCCUGUCUGGUCGAAGUAGUGCUUAGUGAAGGGCUCACAGAGUGUCAUCUACGUGUUCGUAAAUCUCCACCCUCAGUGAAACUGGCCACAGAUUUUCACUCCUCACGGGUGAAUAUAGAACUGUACUCAGUUUCUAUUCUUUUUUUUUUUUUUUUUUACACAGGAUAUAACACUGAUGAUAUAAUUAUAGAACUGUAUAAGGUAACUUUCUACUCAUGACAUUGUAAAUGUAUGGAUGGAUAACUCAAAUGCAGUAACGCCCUGCAGUGGCUUAUUGUUGUGUAUUAACCAAUGGAAAAGUAUUGCAUAGUUAUUAUAGAGUAUAUAUUCUGUAGGUGAACAAUGAAAACCUCUUCAAUAUAUAUUUAAAAUGCGUAACAACACAAUUUAAACACAUAGUGUUAAACGUUCUGUCCUGAAACAUACACUUCUGAAGCAGCUCAUGUACCGGUAAAAUCCAAAAAACUGCAUCUGAAAAUAAAUUUCUUUAAAAUCUUAACAUUUCUAAAAAGCGAUAUCCUCACAUGAAAUUCUGCUUAUUCUACCUUUCAAUUGAGCGCCCUGUUUGCACUAUGUUAUUACACUGUUGUAACUACAUUAUAUAUCAAGAGAUUUGCAUUUAAUACUAGCGCAGCAUAAUUAUUUAAUGCCAAUAUUGUAGUUAGUUACACAGGUUAAUACACUGGAAUAAGACCCAUGUAAAGGAAGUUACACAUGUUUUUUCUUUCUGGUUUAACUUUGACGGUCGAAUGACAGAUGGAAUACCCUGAUAUUAAUGCUAUUGUUAAUGAAUGCCUUUGUACAGUAGUGGAUAAGAAGCUUUUCAUUCUCCUGUUUUGUAACUUAUGGUAUUUAAAUGUAUUAUUAUUGUAUUUAGAGGUAUGAGAAGACUGGCAAUAUUUUUGACUAUUUAAAGUAAUUUUGAACUCAUGAUAUUAAAGAGGUACCUCAGGCUUAAGAUGUU
Anarrhichthys ocellatus (wolf-eel) is the source of this 8099-nucleotide messenger RNA. It is a transcript of the gene homer1b, whose product is annotated as homer scaffold protein 1b. The record is from RefSeq and is a predicted model, not a curated record. The coding region runs from base 4552 to 5769 and encodes 405 amino acids. Gene Ontology annotation, molecular function: G protein-coupled glutamate receptor binding. The transcript is spliced from 8 exons. NCBI's taxonomy places the organism in Eukaryota, Metazoa, Chordata, Actinopteri, Perciformes, Anarhichadidae. Gene Ontology annotation, biological process: G protein-coupled glutamate receptor signaling pathway.